Anarrhichthys ocellatus (wolf-eel) is the source of this 2349-nucleotide messenger RNA. RefSeq names its product spindle and kinetochore associated complex subunit 3 (gene ska3). The transcript is spliced from 11 exons. The record is from RefSeq and is a predicted model, not a curated record. Gene Ontology annotation, cellular component: spindle microtubule; outer kinetochore; kinetochore. Lineage: Eukaryota; Metazoa; Chordata; Actinopteri; Perciformes; Anarhichadidae. Gene Ontology annotation, biological process: chromosome segregation; mitotic cell cycle. Bases 130 to 1938 code for a protein of 602 amino acids.
GAAGCUGACGAAGCUUCCGGUUGAAGCCGGGGAAAACAAAGGCGGUAAAAACGAACCGUUUUUUCUGCCCAGAGGAGAGAAGGUAAACAAACGGAGUAAUUGUAGGAUUUUUUAAAACAUUUUUUAAUAAUGGACCCGACGGCCCGGUUCUUUACCGCGCUCAGAAAGCUGGCGGUGACUCUAGAGUCCGAAACUGUGAAGCUCCAGCAAGUGUUUGAAAACCGGAACGACGACGACAGCGACUCUACAGCGAAAGCCAUUCGAGCGUAUCACGAAGUGAACUGUGACGUCAGGGAGCUGAAGGGGCAGAUCCAGGGGCAGAUUGCUCCGCAGAGAGCACAGGAGAACGAGGUGAGCAGCUUCAUUAAGGCCUGUCGAGUGAUGGAGCAGAAGGUCUCCACGGACAUCCGGACGCUGAAGGGACACUGGGAAAAAUACGGUUAUCAAGACCACCAGAGACCAACCAAAGCCAAAGAUGAGGCGUUGGAGGCUGAAGAUGAAGCAGCAGAGGAGAAUGAAGCUAACUCAUCAACGGGAGGAGGAGGAAGCCAGGAGGAAGAUGGUGGAAGUUGCUCCUCAUCAUCACCACCGCCGCCGCUCUUCACCGACGUGCUGCGGACCCCUCAGCUCUCUGAUUUCGGCCUCUCCGAGGUGGAGAUGAAGAGGGCUCUGGCCAGUUUGUGCUCUGAGGUUCCCCCGAUGCCCGAGUUGAGCCUCCCUCACCCGUCGCUCAACACCCCCGGACCACCGCCACACAUGGCCUUGACCCCCAAACGGGCCCUGCGGAUGGACGACGAUGAGCUGCUGACGCCUCAGAUGCCUGACUUUGGCCUUUCAGAGCACACCAUGUGUCUGAACAACGACUUCACGAUGGAUCUUUUCCGGAAGAAUGUUGAAAAGCCCCAAAGACCAGCUCUAGAGAUGCCGAGACCACCAGUGAACGUCCUCAUGGAGGGUUUGCACUCAAAAGAACCGGACUUGGUGUCUCCAGAGCCGCCUGUGUUUUACACUCCGGGGUUUAAAAUCAGAAAGACAAACGGCCGCUGCUCCCAACCGGCACAAGGCGACGGUGACCUAGAAUCCCCCCCCGGUCAACCUGGAAACCUGCCCUCCACCCCCGAGGUCCCCGUGUUUCAGACCCCGUACUUGAACCGCAUGGCCACCUCCAGAAAGAGCGCUCGUAAGGCUGAGCCGAUCAACAUGCGAGCUGACGACGACGAGGCCGACACCUCCGACCCUCCGUCACCUCGCAGCAGAGCGACCGGCUCCAAGCGGCUCUGGGAAUACGAUGUUCCAGAUGUGACCAUCACGGGCAUGGAGGACAAGCAGAUGCCGGAGAUGCCGAACCUGGAGUCUGUUUUGGGAAAUUCUUUACAAACCAGAAGUGCUAAGAUGCAGAAGAAGACGUCGGGGCAUAAAAAGGUGACCACGGAGUCGACUGUCACCAGUCUGGAGCUGGACGGACCCACUCAGGAGUUCAGCUUCGGGACGCCUCGCCUCAGGACGGACGACCAGGAGCCAAGCACCGCGGAGAUGUCCGUCGGCAGCUCUGUCACACAGGACAUCUGUAAACUUCUGACCCAGCCUCAGUUGAAGAGGACGGCCAUGGCGGUUGUGCACCCAAAUGUCCGGCCAGGAAAUAAUAAAAUCAGAGCUGUGAGGUUGUCUGAGGUGUCAGAGAGAGAGUUCCAGAGUUUACCGAAGUACCUGAAGCAGAUGACUCUGCACAACCUCAACCAGGCGGUCCACAACAUCAACACGUUCACCGAGGAGAGUCGAGGAGAACAGACGGAGUUUCGGAUGGAGGAGCUGAGGAGGAUUUGCUCUGCUGGAACCAAGACCCCCGUCUACGUCCUGUGUCUGACGGAGCUGAGGAGGCUGGAGGACACGGGAGGAGCCAGGAACACCUCCGUGUACAGACUGUGCACGCUCCGCUAAAGGAGGAGCAGGAACACCUCCGUGUACAGACUGUGCACGCUCCACUAAAGGAGGAGCAGGAACACCUCCCUGUACAGACUGUGCACGCUCCACUAAAGGAGGAGCAGGAACACCUCCCUGUACAGACUGUGCACGCUCCGCUAAAGGAGGAGCAGGAACACCUCCGUGUACAGACUGUGCACGCUCUGCUAAAGGAGGAGCAGGAACACCUCCCUGUACAGACUGUCUAAUCAAUGUUAAUUAUCAUUUUUAUGUCUAGAUUGUAAAUAGUUUUGAUGCAUGGUGAGUCAAUUGUACUGGAUAUAUAUAUAUCUCCUCUGUAUAUGUUAAUAAACACAUAUUAUGGAAAUGAGCUCUCUAAGGCAGUGUAUUAGAAAGAUAUUUGAAUAAAGUUUAACUGUGUGUAAAAGA